Molecule: messenger RNA, 1378 nt
Organism: Drosophila willistoni
Lineage: Eukaryota; Metazoa; Arthropoda; Insecta; Diptera; Drosophilidae
Gene: cbc
Product: protein CLP1 homolog
Exons: 4
Coding region: 47-1324 (425 amino acids)
Biological process (GO): tRNA splicing, via endonucleolytic cleavage and ligation
Cellular component (GO): mRNA cleavage factor complex; nucleus
Molecular function (GO): polynucleotide 5'-hydroxyl-kinase activity
Source: RefSeq, a predicted model, not a curated record
CAUUUUUUUUUGGUGUUCACUUGUGCAAAUUUAUUUUAUAAACAAAAUGUCGGAGGACAACAGCCAAGGACGUGAUUACACAUUAGAAUCCGAUUCUGAGCUACGCUUCGAAAUCGAGCAAAAAGAUGUCAAAGUUUUAGUCACAUUAGUUAAUGGCUUUGCAGAGUUAUUUGGCACAGAAUUGGUUAAGAAAAAGAAAUAUGAAUUUGGCAUGGGGGCCAAGGUGGCCAUUUUCACCUAUCAGGGAUGUGUGCUUCAUGUUCAGGGCAAAAUGGAUGUCUGCUACGUGUCCAAAGAGACGCCAAUGGUUCAGUAUGUGAAUUGUCAUGCGGCACUGGAGCAAUUUCGCCAGGAAGCAGAGGAGAAGGAUGCCUGUGGUCCUGUCGCUAUGGUGGUGGGCCCCAUGGAUGUUGGCAAGAGUACACUCUGCCGGAUUCUUCUCAAUUAUGCAGUUAGGGUUGGUAGAAGGCCGCUCUAUGCAGACAUUGAUGUGGGACAGGGAGCCAUAGCGAUUCCAGGAAAUGUGGCCACAAUUCUGAUUGAACGACCAGCCAGCAUUGAGGAGGGUUUCCCCAAGACAGCACCCUUGGUCUAUCACUUUGGUCACAAGUCUCCGAGCGGAAAUAGUGUCCUCUACAAUGCAGUUGUGUCCAAAAUGGCAGAGGUUACUCUUAAUUCGCUAAGUGGAAAUAAAAGAACACAAAGCUCUGGAAUCAUUGUAAAUACCUGCGGCUGGGUCAAGGGAUCAGGUUAUGCCCAUUUAUUGCAUGCCGCUCGUGCUUAUGGCGCUAAAGCUAUAUUUGUUUUGGAUCAGGAGCGUCUAUAUAACGAAUUACUGCGGGAUGUUCCACCCAAUGUUCAUGUGGUCUUGCUGCCUAAAAGUGGCGGAGUGGUGGAACGCAGCAAGGAACUGCGGCAUGAGUCCCGUGAUCAGCGUAUCAAAGAGUAUUUCUACGGCAAUAUACGUGCCCCCUUUUAUCCCUUCUCUUUUGAAGUAAAGUUUCAGGAUCUGCGUCUAUACAAAAUUGGAGCACCUCCUUUGCCCGACUCUUGCAUGCCCAUUGGCAUGAAGGCAGAGGAUAAUAAAACCAAAGUGGUUGCAGUUACUCCCACCCAAUCGUUGCUGCAUCAUAUUCUGGCCUUAAGUUUUGCUGAGAACACAGAUGACGACGUCAUCGGCACAAAUGUUGCAGGCUUUUGUUGUGUUACAAAUGUCGAUAUGGAUAGACAGGCGGUCAUGUUGUUAUCGCCACAACCCAGACCUUUGCCGCCAAAUGCGCUACUUCUAUGGUCGGAACUACAGUUUAUGGACAAUCACGCGUAGUGAAAAGUUUUAUGUUUGAUUUCUUCAUCUAAAUAAAAAAUAUUUUUAAAUUAA